AUGACCAUGAACCCCUACCUGGAAAGACUCAGUGGAGAGGAGCUGGCACGUAGCGCAGCCCGACAAGUGUGCAAGGAUCCUGCAUCUUACACAGGAUACCUGACUGUAGGAGACCGCAGCUGGUCAGAGUUGACUGUGAGCGCGGUCAAGAUCAGCAACGCCCGGGCUCGGCUCCGAGCCCGGCGCUUCUCCUCGGGCCGCUCCAGAGCUCGGCUGGCGUUGCAAUCGCUAAGCGCGAGCGUCGCGCGCUCCCCGAGCCCCGAGGUUCACCCGAGCGGACGCCUAACCCAGGCCGGAGCCGGCCCUGGGGCUGCGGGCGCUGCUGCCGCGGGGAGACCGGCCGGGGGCCGGCGCAGAGGUGCGACAGAGGGGCGCUGUGUGCGGCGCCUGGAGCCGGGCAGGUCCCGGUGGGGAGCCGGCGCGCUGAGGCGGGGCGCGGGGCGAGAACCCCUGGGUGCGGGUGCGGGCCUGGGGGCGGCGCUGGCCUUGCUGCUGCUGCUGCUGCCCGCAGGCUGCCCGGUGCGCGCGCAGAACGACACGGAACCCAUCGUGCUAGAGGGCAAGUGCCUCGUGGUGUGCGACUCCAGCCCGUCAGCCGAUGGCGCCGUUACCUCCUCGCUGGGCAUCUCCGUGCGCUCGGGCAGUGCCAAGGUGGCCUUCUCCGCCACGCGCAGCACCAACCACGAGCCGUCCGAGAUGAGCAACCGCACCAUGACCAUCUACUUCGACCAGGUUUUAGUAAACAUCGGCAACCAUUUCGAUCUUGCCUCCAGCAUAUUUGUGGCACCCAGGAAAGGGAUUUAUAGCUUCAGCUUCCACGUGGUCAAAGUGUACAACAGGCAGACCAUCCAGGUCAGCUUAAUGCAGAACGGGUACCCCGUGAUCUCGGCAUUUGCUGGCGACCAGGACGUCACUCGAGAAGCAGCCAGCAAUGGUGUCCUGCUGCUUAUGGAAAGAGAAGACAAAGUGCACCUCAAGCUGGAGAGGGGCAACCUCAUGGGGGGCUGGAAGUACUCCACCUUUUCCGGCUUCUUGGUCUUUCCUCUAUAA
Molecule: messenger RNA, 1050 nt
Organism: Orycteropus afer afer
Lineage: Eukaryota; Metazoa; Chordata; Mammalia; Tubulidentata; Orycteropodidae
Product: cerebellin-2
Exons: 7
Coding region: 1-1050 (349 amino acids)
Molecular function (GO): protein binding
Source: RefSeq, a predicted model, not a curated record